This is a messenger RNA of Exaiptasia diaphana, 3538 nucleotides long. RefSeq names its product speract receptor-like. The record is from RefSeq and is a predicted model, not a curated record. Gene Ontology annotation, molecular function: protein kinase activity; ATP binding; guanylate cyclase activity. NCBI's taxonomy places the organism in Eukaryota, Metazoa, Cnidaria, Anthozoa, Actiniaria, Aiptasiidae. The transcript has 21 exons. Gene Ontology annotation, biological process: intracellular signal transduction; receptor guanylyl cyclase signaling pathway; cGMP biosynthetic process. Gene Ontology annotation, cellular component: membrane.
AGGGCGACCGUUUUGCGAAAACACAAGCCCGAGUAAAGAUUUUACAAGCAUUUCAACUUCCGAAAUUGCUCAUUUUUGAGAUAGUUGGUCUGCUUACAGCAAAAUGUUAAARCCAAUUUUGUUGGUUUGUUUUGCUYUUGUUCUUGCUGUGCAAGCUCGUGAAAUAAAGUUGGGAAUCAACGUUCCUUUCACAGGCGUUUGGCCUGGUGGUCCAAACAUGGCGUCUGCCAUCCUUAUUGCAUUGGACACCAUCAAUAAUAAGUCCGACUUACUAAAGCCCCACACCCUCACCUAUACGAUGCGCGACAGUAGAUGCGAGGCCAAAAGUACCAUYGCAAAUUUACUACAYAUGUACGUUGAAGAAGACCCACCAGUAGAUGCUUACAUUGGACCAGGCUGUUCCCAAGGCUGUAUUCCAGGAGGGCAUAUUGCACUUGAAUGGAACCUWCCCAUGGUAGCGUGGGGUUGUUCUGAAUCUUCUCUCAGUGACAAGGUACUCUAUCCAAACUUUGUUCGAACAGUUGGUACGUACAAUCUUAUUGGAGACCUCAUGAAAGCAUUUCUCAGUGUUUAUAAGUGGGAUCGAAUAGCUUUACUCUGUUCUACGGAAAGUCUUUGGUCUGCAAUGUGYAACCGAGUCAAAGUAACKAUGGAAGCUGGAAAUUCGACCUACAAAGUUCCUUACUUUGGAAGCUUUGACGUGACGACAGUUGCAGAUAGCACUCUCCAAGCUAUGUUCACAUCAGCUCGCGAGCUAGCACACGUCUUCGUAUUUGGAGCUUAUGGUGGACCAGUACGGCAGCUAAUGUUAGCAGCYCAUGAUCUUGGAAUGCUCGAUGGUACUUACGUGUUUCUGGGCAUUGAAAACAUAUUCGACUCGUGUACCGCAAACGAUGGAAGAGAUACUGAGGCAUGUAAAGCUUUUGAGGGGUUCAUCAACAUUAACGUGUUUUUACCAAAAGAUACUGCAUACAAUAACUUUGCAAAGGAAGUAUACGAUCGUGCACCUGAGAUGGGAUAUAACAUUGCAUCAGUGGAUAAGGUGAACAUAUACAGCGCAUAUCUUCACGAUUCCAUUUAUCUCUAUGCAAAAGCUCUGAACUCCUCCUUAGAAAAAGGAAUAAACAUCACRAAUGGAACCGCAAUCAUCAAAGAAAUGUUCGGCAGUGGAUUUUAUGGAAAAUCUGGAGACCUGGAGAUCGACGAUAACGGAGACAGAGUCACUUCUUAUCAACUUGAAAUAGGCAAAGGAGGGACAUUUCACACGUUUGCAAUAUUCCAUGGACCAUCGAAAUCCUACCAAUUUCAAAAUACUACCACUAUUGUUUGGCCCGGUGGAAGUGAAACCGCUCCUCUUGGACGUCCACCUUGCGGAUUUGAUAUGGAAUUUUGCCCUCCAAAACCUGAAGAAAAAACUGAGACCUGGCCGUACAUUCUGGCUGGGGUACUUGUUUUUGUAUUUACUGUCGGAGGUCUGGUUGGAUUCCUUGUCUAUCAGAGGAAAAAAGCYUUUGAAGCUGCUCUUUUAGCAGAACAUUGGAGAAUCAAGUACGACGAUAUCAAAUGGCCUAAAUCUGGCAAAGCGUUUGGAAGCAGAAAGAGUAUGAUGAGCGUUGCAAGCGAAGGUGGCUCUGAAGGUGGUGAUGUGAAAGGACAAGUUUUCACUACCCUUGGAAUAUAGGGMAAUUAUGUAGCUGUGAAGCAAAUMUUAAAACCAAGUAUUAACUUGACCCGCGAAGUCUUGGUAGAGUUAAAAGAGAUGAGRGACCUCAGUCAUACUAAUGUCAACCCAUUCAUUGGCGCUUGCGUGGAGGCUCCAAAUAUUUGUAUCCUGCAAGGUUACUGYAACAAAGGAAGCUURCAGGAUGUACUCCAUAAUGAUCAACUUAAACUGGACUGGAUGUUUCAACUGGCUAUUGCGUCCGAUAUUGCGAGGGGAAUGCAGCAUCUCCACAACAGCGCCAUCAAAGUUCACGGAAAUCUGAAGUCUUCCAACGUUGUMAUUGACAACCGAUGGACAUGUAAGGUAACCGACCAUGACCUCGUAGCCUUCAAGGCAGGACAGGCACAAGAUGAGGAAGCCGGAGUAGACGCUAAGUACUAUGACUUUUUGUGGGCUGCACCAGAACACAUCUUCAAUGAUGCAGAYCCAAGAUCACAAGCAGGCGAUGUUUUCAGCUAUGGUAUUAUAUUAUCUGAACUCGUUUGUCGUGGACUACCUUACAGCAUGUAUGAGGACAUCGACCAAAAAAUCGUCGUUGAACGGGUGAAGAAAGGGCAAGACCCGCCUUUCCGUCCUCGCAUUACCGCAGAUUUGGUUGAAAGCYCCGUCUACAUUAAGAUGGCGAAAAACUGCUGGAGCGAAAAUCCUUUAGAUCGACCUAAAUUCUCUGACUGCUUGAAGAAUCUCAGGCAAAUGAACAAAGGAAAAGAUAUCAACAUCAUGGACAACAUGAUUGCAAUGAUGGAGAAGUACACGGAUCAUUUGGAAGAAAUCGUCUCUGAAAGGACCAAAGAACUUCAAGAAGAAAAGAAGAAAACAGACGAGCUUUUAUUCAGGAUGUUACCAAAGAGCGUUGCAGAAGAACUUAAACGUGGACAUCCUGUAACGGCCGAGACGUUUGAAAUGGUGACCAUUUUCUUUAGCGAUAUUGUUGGUUUUACGAAACUUGCAGCAGAUAGCACUCCACUGCAGGUUGUUGAUUUAUUGAACGACUUGUAUACUACUUUUGACGACAUCAUUGACAUGCAUGAUGUUUACAAGGUUGAAACCAUUGGCGACGCCUACAUGGUUGCAUCGGGUCUACCCAACAGAAAUGGAAAUCGCCAUGCUGGUGAAAUUGCAAACUUAUCGUUGGAUUUACUCGCCUCCAUGACCACAUUUAGAGUUCGUCAUUUGCCAGAACGCCAGCUGCAACURCGUAUUGGAAUUCACUCAGGUCCAUGUGUAGCUGGGGUAGUUGGACUUAAAAUGCCACGAUACUGCUUGUUUGGCGAUACAGUUAACUAUGCAUCACGAAUCGAGUCUAGUGGUCUAGCUUUGCGCAUUCAUAUAAGUCCUGAAUGUGGAUCUAUAUUAGAAGAUCUUGGUGGAUACCAUCUCGAGGAACGUGGUGAAGUCAACAUGAAGGGUAAAGGUACCAUCAGUACGUUCUUCUUGAAUGGMCGUGAUGGAUUCACAAAAGCACUACCUGAUCUUGCAUUACAAGCUUCCCUUGAUGAACACACCUUCAAAUAGGCGGUCACUGAGAUUCUAAUAAUAGUUAUAUUUCCUUGACAAGCUGCCAAGAGUUUUUAUAUUAUAAAUCGCAUUGUAUUUUUCUUAAAGAACAUURUACAACCUGUAGCCUUUUUCUCGUCUUGUUUAGAUCGUGAUAAAUGAMUGAGAUGAACAAGACGCACGAUGAAUGGGUGUGGUCAUUCGAAUCUUAUUCUCAUAUCACCCUAUUAAUAAUAUUUAUUCAUAUUUAUGGCUUUUAAUCUUUACAAAUUUCAUGUAUAUUUAAUGAUUUUUUAAUAAACUUUUUUAUCAGUGCAA